CAGUCGAUCGUCUCGACACGCACUGCUCGCGGGAAGUUCCCCCUGAAGUCCUUGGUAUCAACGACCACCUUGACGGCCGAUCCAGGCAGGCCCAACUUCACGAUGACCCAGUCGACAUGGCCUCGUUGGCGGGAGCGUGCAGUCUCCCAUCCAUCGCCCAUGUCCUUCCCUCGCCCGGGCAGCAGGAGGUUAGAUGCCGGCGUAAAAUGCUGGUUGCUCGCAGCCAGGGCCAGUCCACCCAUCAGCGCCGAAGAGAGCUCUUCCACGGGGUGAGCCUGGCCCUGAGCCGAUGCUAGAGACGGUGGCAGGGCGUGGCCGUAGAGUCUGAGCCUGGAGAACCCGCCGUCGGGAUACAUGCGCACUCUGAUAUGUGUCAACGGGCCGGUUGGCUUGGGCAGUUUCCAGGCCUGACGCAUCGAGGGGCCGCAUGGCUGCUGCGGCAGGAUGGUCUCCCAUCUGGAGAAGCUGUCACUGAUCAUCUCUUGCUCGCUUGCGGCCGAUGCAGGGUCGGCGGCGGGCAGAUACGCUGCCUCGACGAGGACAUGCUCGCCGUAGUUGCCGACGAAGUAUGCGGUAUCGAUCUCGAUUCCCUCGAUGAUCCCACUGCCUACACCGAGCUUGAUGAGUGCCCAGUCGUACUCGGCGGGGUUAUGGCGUCUGGUCUCCCAUCCGUCGUACCAGGCCCCUGUGUGGACGAAGACGCCUGGCCUGUGGAUAGGGGCGCCGGGGGUGAGCAGGUUCGAUGCGGCGGCGAAGUACUCGUCGCUACAGGCCAGGACAGUCGAGUUCAGGGCAGAUGAUGCUAGAUUGGUCGUCUUGGAGAAGCACUUGUCUAUCUCCUCACGGGGAACGCUGGCGGCCAUGGUCGAUUAUACAGGGAGAGUAAGUAUGUAUACAACAGCUUGCUCGUUGAUAUUGCUACUUACCUUGAACAGGGACAGUCUUCUCCCUCUUAUACUUGCUAUACCGAGGGCAAGACAAGACGGCAACCCCCGCGAGAUCUGCUAACUAACGCCCAGUU
Messenger RNA from Trichophyton rubrum CBS 118892, 1021 nucleotides. RefSeq lists its product as uncharacterized. The record is from RefSeq and is a predicted model, not a curated record. Bases 369 to 800 code for a protein of 143 amino acids. The transcript has a single exon. NCBI's taxonomy places the organism in Eukaryota, Fungi, Ascomycota, Eurotiomycetes, Onygenales, Arthrodermataceae.